Molecule: messenger RNA, 982 nt
Organism: Macadamia integrifolia
Lineage: Eukaryota; Viridiplantae; Streptophyta; Magnoliopsida; Proteales; Proteaceae
Exons: 7
Coding region: 411-746 (111 amino acids)
Cellular component (GO): cytoplasm
Molecular function (GO): protein phosphatase inhibitor activity
Source: RefSeq, a predicted model, not a curated record
AAGGUUUUAGGUAGAAAAAUGAAGACCAAAUCUCUCCUAACAGCACUGGAUCUGAGAGGGCCCAAAUAGGAGAGAGCCAAGGUUAGUGCGAGCAAUACAACCAAUACCCUCUGAAGCAGAAUCUAAAGGCAGAGCAGCAGCACCAGCAAUGGUAAUGAGAGGGGAAGACGUGUUGGAAGGAACUAAACUCCUUCACAUUGACACAUGUCAAAUAGCGCUUAAUAAGCUGGUCAUCCAUACAUGCCUAGCACUACUCUCGCACUUCCAAUGGUGUCUAUUUCAUCUUGUCCCUUCAAUUCAUAAAUGGAGAUAGUUGUAUGCUUCCAAGACAAGGAAACGGUUUCUUUUCCCUUUGAUUCCAGAAGAAUAGAAAUCAGCUGCUACGCACUAGAGUAACCCCAAGAAAAAUAAUGGCAGACAAAGAACAAGAUGGCACCCUUGAGGAUUCUGAGCAUUCCAUGCCAUCAACAGAAGAAGAGGAGGAAGCAAUGAAGAAAAAGUAUGGAGGAAUUGUGCCCAAGAAGCCACCACUAAUUUCUAAGGACCAUGAGCGUGCUUUUUUUGAUUCGGCUGAUUGGGCACUUGGGAAGCAAGGAGCAUCUGGAGAGAAGCCUAAGGAAUCACCUGAAUCUCUUCCGCCUAAAUUGGAGCCCACACAACAACAAGCACGAUCCCGAAAGUCUUCUUAUGCUCCUGUAGAUGGUGAAGAUGGCAGUAAUGCUUCUGAGGAUGUGGCUAGUGAAUGAGAGAUAGAUGGUGCCGUUUCUUCAACUUAUUCUUUUAUAUCUACAAAACCUAGUAGGUGCUCUGGAUUGUAUCUCUAAUUAUAUGGGAGUUUUUCUGCUUAGCACUUUCAUUUCUAAUGGUUUUCUAUCAAGUAAAUUGUAUGAGAAAUGAAAUGAGAGCCUCUUUUAGCAGUAUAAGAUUGGAGUUCCCAGAUAAAUUUAAAUUAAAACCAAUGUGUGUGGACUUGUCUAGACCA